Iphiclides podalirius (scarce swallowtail) is the source of this 1101-nucleotide messenger RNA. The record is from the annotation of a GenBank genome assembly. Lineage: Eukaryota; Metazoa; Arthropoda; Insecta; Lepidoptera; Papilionidae.
AUGUGCCAGGCUGACCUGGUUGGCCUGGUUGACCUGGUUGAUCUGGGUAUCCCGACUGUCCUGGUUGUCCUUGCGUUCCUGGUUGCCCUUGUUGUCCUGGUGUGCCUGGCUUUCCUGCUGUGCCUGGCUGUCCUGGUUGGCCAGGCUGUCCUGGUUGGCCUGGUUGUCCUGGUGUUCCUGGUUUGCCUGGCUGUCCAGGCUGCCCAGGUUGCCCUGGUUGACCUGGGUAUCCUGACGGUCCUGGUUGUCCUUGUGGUCCCGGUUGCCCUUGUGGCCCUGGGUAGCUGGGUUGACUGGGGUAGCCGGGCUGUCCUGCUGUGCCUGGCUGUCCUGGUUGUCCUUGCGGUCCCGGUUGUCCUGGUGUGCCUGGCUGUCCUGGUGUGCCUGGCUGUCCUGGUUGGCCAGGUUGCCCUGGUGUGCCUGGUUGACCUUGCGAUCCCGGUUGCCCUUGUGGACCUGGGUAGCUGGGUUGAAUUGGGUAGCCGGGCUGUCCUGCUGUGCCUGGCUGUCCUGGUUGGCCAGGCUCUCCUGGAAUGCCUGGUUGUCCUGGUGUUCCUGGUUUCCCUGGCUGUCCAGGCUGCCCAGGUUGCCCUGGCUGUCCAGGCUGCCCAGGGUAGCCGGGCUGUCCUGCUGUGCCUGGCUGUCCUGGUUGGCCAGCCAGUCCUGGUGUGCCUGGUUGUCCUGGUGUUCCUGGUUUGCCUGGCUGUCCAGGCUGCCCAGGUUGCCCUGGUUGACCUGUGUUUGACGGUCCUGGUUGUCCUUGUGGUCCCGGUUGCCCUUGUGGCCCUGGGUAGCUGGGUUGACUGGGGUAGCCGGGCUGUCCUGCUGUGCCUGGCUGUCCUGGUUGUCCUUGCGGUCCCGGUUGCCCUUGUGGCCCUGGGUAGCUGGGUUGACUGGGGUAGCCGGGCUGUCCUGCUGUGCCUGGCUGUUCUGGUUGUCCUUGCGGUCCCGGUUGUCCUUGUGUGCCUGGUUGUCCUGGUGUUCCUGGUUUGCCUGGCUGUCCAGGCUGCCCAGGUUGCCCUGGUUGACUUGGGUAUCCCGACUGUCCUGGUUGUCCUUGCGGUCCCGGUUGACCUUGUGGACCUGGGUAACUGGGUUGAC